Molecule: messenger RNA, 1992 nt
Organism: Pyricularia grisea
Lineage: Eukaryota; Fungi; Ascomycota; Sordariomycetes; Magnaporthales; Pyriculariaceae
Exons: 4
Coding region: 226-1845 (539 amino acids)
Molecular function (GO): oxidoreductase activity, acting on paired donors, with incorporation or reduction of molecular oxygen; heme binding; iron ion binding
Source: RefSeq, a predicted model, not a curated record
GGUUGCCAAAAAAGAGAAUGCAUCUCCGAAUCGAAACAAACGAUAACAGCUGCCACACUCACAACGUACCUACACGACGCAAGUAAUCCUUGGUGGAGCAUGAGAAACUCUCGACUGCUUUUCUUAUUUAAUGGAGGCGUUCUUGAUACCUUCCCCAAAGCGGGAUGUGCGAUUUUGUCAAGUUAAAAAAGUAUUUGCCAUUCCUUCAAAUCUCGAAACUGCAAAAUGAGCAAACACUCUAUCCUGGAGAACCUUUUGGGUCCCUCAUCUCGCCAUGAAGGCAUCUUACAUCUCGAGCUCGCGACCUUGAUAAAAGGCGGCCUUGGUGUAUAUGUGGCUUGGCUCAUAGGGCUUUGCGUGUACCGGCUCUACUUCAGCCCUCUUGCCGGAUUCCCUGGAAGCAAGCUUGCGGCGGCCACGGGCUGGGUCGAGACUUAUCACGAAGUGUAUCGUGGCGGGCAAUUUGUCUUCAAGAUCCAAGAGUGGCAUGAGAAAUACGGCCCCAUCGUCCGCAUUGGACCGUCAGAAGUGCACAUCUCAGACCCAGACUGCGUAGACGCCAUCCUUGCCGGCGGGCCAGGAGCGCAAUACGACAAGAAGAAGGAGUGGAAGCGGCGCUUCGGCGACGAGCACUCGGGCUUCAGCACCAUCGAACACCACCACCACCGCCUGCGCAGGUCGGCGCUGGCGCCCUUCUUCUCCAAGCAAAAGAUCGCCGGCGUCGAGCGCUACGUCGCCGACAAGGCCCACCGGCUCUGCGAUCGACUGCAGGCCGACUACGGCGGCGGCGUCGCCCCGGCCCUUCUCAACAAGUGCUUCGCGUCCAUGACCUUUGACAUCGUCACGUACUAUGCCUUUGCCCGCUCCUUCGACUACCUCGAGCACCCGACUUUCGACGCCGACCUGACCAGCUCUGUCAAGUCGCUCGUCAGGUCUUGUCAUGUCAUGGGCCAGUUCCCGUGGAUGUUGAGCUUUCUCGAAUGUCUACCGCGACGGGUUGCUGGCGCGUUGAACCCGAGUCUGGGUACAUUCAACGUGUUUAUAGACCAAGUGAACAACCAGAUUGAAGCCAUCAAGUCGGGGGACAACCAGGCGUACAAAGAAGUAGCGCACAAGACCAUCUUCAAGGAGCUUUUCGACGCAAACCUGCCUCCAGAGGAAAAGACGGUCGAGCGGUUGAGACACGAGGGGGUCUCCAUCGUCGGCGCCGGCGUCGAAACAACAUCAAACGUACUCUCCAAGGCCGUCUUCUGGAUCCUCAACGACCCAUCCAUUCACCAACGCCUGACCGCCGAGCUCGACUCUGUCUGGCCCGACUCUUCCUCCGACCAGCAGACCCCGCCGCUGUCGACCCUCGAAGCCCUCCCCUACCUCGGGGCCGUGCUGGACGAGGCCCUGCGGCUGUCGUACCCGGUGACGGGCCGGUCGGUGCGCACAUCGCCGCGCAGCCCCGUGACGCUGCACGUCGGCGGUCGUCUGAACCCCAAGGGAGAGACCACCGCGGUGCAGCUGCCUCCCGGCACGUACUUUAGCACCAGCAUGUACCUCACGCAUCAGGACCGGACCGUGUGGGGCGAGGACGCGCUCGAGUUCCGGCCGGAGCGGUGGCUGGGUGGCGACGGAAAGGCGUUGAGGAAGUAUCUCGUCGCCUUUAGCCGCGGGCCCCGCAUGUGUCUGGGCAUGAACCUGGCGAGGGCAGAGUUGUUUAUCGGGUUGGCUGUUGUGGUUCGUCGCUUGAGCAUGGAGCUGUUUGAGACGACCGAGGAGGCGGUGGCGGUCGGGGCGGAUUACUUUGUUCCUUUUCCUCCUGCCGGGGCUGAAUGGGUCAAGGUACUGGUCAAGUGAGAGGUGGUCGCGCUGGUGGUCGAGUGGUUGUGUAAGAUUGAAUUGUGCUUGAAACUAUCUCGAUGGGUCGAUUGAAUGUACUGCUCUGUUGGAUAUCCUAGCAUACGCUCUCGUCAGCAAUAAUGCCGAAAAGUAUUUAUACCUAAA